This is a messenger RNA of Penicillium verrucosum, 2217 nucleotides long. RefSeq lists its product as uncharacterized. Lineage: Eukaryota; Fungi; Ascomycota; Eurotiomycetes; Eurotiales; Aspergillaceae. The coding region runs from base 1 to 2217 and encodes 738 amino acids. The record is from RefSeq and is a predicted model, not a curated record. The transcript is spliced from 3 exons. Gene Ontology annotation, molecular function: inositol hexakisphosphate 3-phosphatase activity.
AUGCUGUUACCAAGCUCCUUUAUAGUGGGGCUUGUCUUGUCCCUCAGUGGCAUUGAGAUUGCAUCUGCUGCUACCGCAAAGCUUCCCAUUGCUGAACAAUCCGCUGAGGUGGACUCCGACCUGGCGGCCAUUUACUAUGGCUCAUCCUUCCAAAAGUCUUUGCUUGUGGGCAACGAUGGAGGCGCUGCUACUGGUGGCAUUCGAUCUUUUAGCCUGGGUGAUAUGGAGGAAGUCGCCAGCCGCACGCCCGGUCGUACCAAGGUCGCUGGUGUGAUGUAUGAUGUCGGGAAGAAGGAUGUAAUUGUAUCUAUCGCUGCUCCUGAUUCGAUCAUUCGGGUCUUUGAUAUCGACGACACCACCGAGAUCCCCUUGGCAAAAACCAAAUCUCUCGGGGACUGGUCUUCUUUGUGCACGUGGCGCAGCCCCAGCAGUGGCGGAAACUACUUCUAUCUGCUUGGAAAGAAAGAGGCGAGGCAAUUCCUGGUCCGUGAGAAGGACUCUGACAUUGAGAUCCUUGAAGUCCAAAGAUUCAAGGUUCCCGUGUCAAGUUCUUGCACUGUUUCUCCCACCAACGGUACUGUCUAUCUGGCAGGUGAGGACAAGAAGAGCAUUUACACUUUCCAGGCCACAGAAUCAACGUCUGCCCCCGAGAUCAACGUCCUGGGAAAAGCUAAUGAUGAUGUGACUGGAUUGGCUGUUUACGUUGGGUCUGACUCCGACUACUUAUUUGUGGCCGAGACCGAUGUUAUCAACAUUUAUUCACCCAAACUGCGGCUCCAAGGUACCUUGACUCUUACCGGCGCCAAAGAUAUUGAACUUGCUGGUCUGUCCCUUUACCAGGCUGCUUCUACUCAGUAUCCUGAUGGAAUUCUCGGUUACUCUAUUGAGACUGAUGAUGGCGAGGGCUACGGCAUUAGCUCUUUGGAGCCAGUUUUCACUGAGCUCGGACUAGAGGCCAACACUACCUAUUCCCCACGGAGUGUUGAUUCCUCCCUACAGGGCCCGCAAGACAAUGGCUUUGUGACCCCGGGUGGCUCUCUCUCUUGUUUUGCUGGAUUCACAGGCGAAGACUGCUCAGAGUUCACAUGCCCGAACUCCUGCUCAGGCAACGGAAAGUGUGUCGGACCCAAUGAAUGCCGAUGCGAGGAUUCCUGGGCAGGUCCUGAAUGCUCUUGGGUUGGGGUUGAACCCAAAUAUGAGACUGAUGCCAACGGUGGUGAUGGCGAUGACCCCGCCAUCUGGAUCUCUCCGGUGAGUGCCAACCAGUCCACUAUCAUCACCACAACCAAAUCGGAAAAGGGUGCUGGGUUUGCUGUUUUUGAUCUUGCUGGAAAUUUGCUUCAAACCGUUUCUGCUGGAGAGCCAAACAACGUGGAUGUUAUCUAUGGCUUCGAAAUCGGUGAUCGCAAAGUCGACCUAGCCUACGCGGCAUGCCGGGAGGAUGACACACUGUGUCUCUUCGAAAUCGCUUCCAACGGAACUCUGAAAUCUAUCCCCGGUGGCUCACAGCCCGUGAAACCCGACUACACCGUCUACGGCUCCUGCACCUACCGCUCGCCAAUCAGCGGCAAACAGUAUCUCUUUGUCAAUGAAAAGUCUGGCGAGUACCUUCAAUACGAGCUGACUGCCUUGAAAAAUGGCACACUAGCCACCACUCUCGUCCGCACAUUCACUGGUGGUUCUGGUGGUCAACCCGAAGGCUGCGUCGCUGAUGAGGAAAACUCCUUCGUUUUCCUGGGCGAGGAGCCCUACGGUCUGUGGAGAUACGAUGCUGAGCCCGAUGGUUCAUCCACCGGAACCUUGGUUGCGCGUGCCGGUGAUGGCACCCUUUUUGCCGAUGUCGAGGGAGUCACACUUCUACCAGGCAAGACAGCAGAGGAAGGUUUCGUCAUCGUCUCCUGCCAGGGUGUCAGUGCAUACUCAGUGUACCGCCGUGCUGCUCCUCACGAGCAUGUCCUGACUUUCACUAUUCAAACCUCGGCAGAUGGAAGCAUUGACGCAGUGAGCAACACGGAUGGCGUAACUGCGGUUGGAACUGCUCUGAACGCCGACUUCCCACAUGGUCUGCUGGUCGUGCAUGACGAUGCGAACCAAUUGGCUGAAGGAGGUACCGCUGAACUAGCGUCAUUCAAGCUGGCCAGUAUUGUGGAUGUGUUUGGAGAGGAGGGACGGGCUCUUUUGGCCGAAGUUGAUGCUACCUGGGAUCCGCGGGCGUGA